AUGACAACAACUACAACUACAAUGACAACUAGAACAAAUAAUUUUAAACCUGUGGUUGUAAACUUGGCACAAGAGAAUUCUUGUUUGGUAGUACAAUCUUCAUCUUCAUCUUCAUCAUCUUCUACUUUUACUUUAAAUAUAUUUGAUUUACCAGAUGAAAUCAUUUUAUAUAUAUUUUCAACAAAAAGACAAGAAGAAAUGGAUGAAUCUUUAAAUGUUGGUGAAUUAAAUAACGAUAAUGAUGACCAACAACAAUCAUUAAUAAUAUCAGUUUCAAGUAUAAUACAAUUUUCAAGUACAUGUAAAUGCUUUUAUACAUUAUUUCAAGAUGAAAGGUUUUGGAUGAAAUUAUAUAAAAAUAGAUUUCAAUUCAAUUCAACUAUUGAUAUGGAUAAUUUAUGUUUAAACUUAAAUCAACCAAAUAAUAAUAAUAAUAAUAGUGAUAAUCAAAAUGUAAUUUGGAAAAAUAGAUUUAAAAAUAGAACAGAUCCAUGGGAUAUGACCAAAGUAAUGACAAGAAAGGAAAUUGUUGGAUCACAUCAAUUGGGAGUGACAGCACUGACAGUGGAUGAUACAUUUCUUUAUAGUGGUUCACAUGAUACUAGUAUUAAAUUGUAUGAUAUGGGUAGACUGGAACCAAUUCAUACACUUACUGGUCACGCCUAUACAAUUUGGGCAUUAAAAUCAAAUGGAUCAAAUCGAUUAUAUAGUGGUUCAAAUGAUCAAACCAUUAGAGUUUGGAAUUUAAAAUUAUUAAAAGAUAAUAUAACCGAUUUAAUACAAGAAAAUGAAAUUGAAAAGGAAAAAGAGAAAUAUUUAGAUGAAACUUUGACAACUCCACCAUUUUCUUCAUCCAAUUCAACAUCACCAAUAAUAAUAUCAAAACCAUCACCAUAUUGUAAAAAAGUAAUAGAAACCAAUACAAAAGUAUUUUCAAUUGAAUUAAAAGAUAGAGCAUUAUUUUAUUCAAAUGGAGAAUCGAUUAGUGUAUUGAAUAAUAAAACGUUUGAUAGGAUGGCCGAGUUGAAUGGACAUUUGGGUGGAGUCAAUACAAUGACAGUUCAUGGUCACCAUUUAUUGACUGGUUCAAAUGACAAGACUGUUAGAGUAUGGGACACAAAUACAAUGCAAUGUGUUACAACAAGAGAAGAUCCAAUGGCUAGAAUACUGUCACUGGCAAUAGUAGAUCAAAACACUUUGGCAACUGGUUCCAACCUUUAUCAUAUUCGUCUAUGGGAUCUUCGUAGUAGAGAAGUGAUGAACACCAUUGCAAAUGCACAUAAAUGGGAGGUUUGGCAAUUACACAUGUGUGGUGAUGUUUUAUUUAGUGGAUCAUUUGAUCAUACCAUUAAAACUUGGGAUUUACGUAACCUAGUACAAACCAAAUCUCUAACUGGUCAUCGUAGUUAUAUACACGCUCUCACAAGUAGUUCAUUUCAUUUAUUUAGUGGUUCUGCUGAUAAAUCAAUUAAAGUUUGGAAUUAA
Cavenderia fasciculata is the source of this 1485-nucleotide messenger RNA. RefSeq lists its product as uncharacterized. The record is from RefSeq and is a predicted model, not a curated record. Gene Ontology annotation, biological process: ubiquitin recycling; proteasome-mediated ubiquitin-dependent protein catabolic process. The transcript has a single exon. Bases 1 to 1485 code for a protein of 494 amino acids. Lineage: Eukaryota; Evosea; Eumycetozoa; Acytosteliales; Cavenderiaceae. Gene Ontology annotation, cellular component: nucleus; cytoplasm. Gene Ontology annotation, molecular function: ubiquitin binding.